This is a messenger RNA of Tigriopus californicus, 2163 nucleotides long. RefSeq lists its product as uncharacterized. The record is from RefSeq and is a predicted model, not a curated record. NCBI's taxonomy places the organism in Eukaryota, Metazoa, Arthropoda, Copepoda, Harpacticoida, Harpacticidae. The transcript has 4 exons. The coding region runs from base 541 to 2013 and encodes 490 amino acids.
CGUGGGGUGGCCUUUAUUAUGAGAGACCAUGCCUUCCCGAAUAAAUAACGCCAGUGAAGAUAGCACAGUGGAACUUGGAACAAGUCAGCUGAACAGGAACAAGAUUGGGUUGUUUUCAUUCUCCGUGGAAACGUGAAACGAGCCGAGUGUGCGGUGCGAGUGUUCCAAAUCGCUUCUCGACGUACAGGUCUACUAGUACUUCUGCUCCAUACACCCCAACACCCAGAGUGCUAACUGAACUACUUGCGGUUGAGCUCCGAUGAAGAACCAAACUUUUUAUGUCUUCACAUAAGUAAAGCUGGAGGCAACGUGAGAAAUGAAGAAACUUGUGGAGAAAGAUACGAAGUGGGAUCAACUUUCAUGAAGUUGGCGGCCUCCUGUAUUCAUGAACUCAUUAUACUACUCCCAUGUUUCGUUUUUUUUAUGUUGUCCUUCGUCCAAACGAUAACCAACAUCCAUGGGUCUGAUGAAUGGGUUGUCGGGAAUCCCAUCGGAAGUAGAGGUGGUCCGUCUCCAUGUGUCACCCUUGGUUGACCUCUGAUGGACAAGCGAAUUGCUUUUCAUAUUGCUCCCGUGUCCACAUUAGCAAGCUUCCAGGCCACCCACUCACCACCAGCAGCUCCAAGUUCUCAUCAUCAUUGUCAUCAUUAUCACCAUCAUCAUCAGUACCACCAUCCCGGUCCCUCUCAUAACCAGCUUAACGAGGAGAACACAAGGACCCUCAUAGAUCAUUUUGACGCGAGCAAAGAAAUCAACGAAUAUUCAGAACUUUUGGCAUAUGACGAGGUUCAGAUGGCCUCAGCAGCAGCUUCAGCAGUCCCUGCCCCGGCCUUUGUAGGAAGUCCGUCGGACACCAGUUUGGAGGUCGUGUCGAAUGUGUCUUCUUCGUCAGUGCAUCCAGUGUCUUUGGACCUCCCUCCAUUGGUCUCAGAGGCAUUUCGACGGUCUCAUCCUCCUCCAUUGAGACUCAUGGGGGGCUGUGAGUCUCAGAUGAUGGAACCAAGAUCCUCCGAGGACAGAGGCUUGCUGGGCGGAGAGGAAACGAGCCAAGAGACGAUGGGUCGGCCUCCGCCAUUGCCCCAAAAGAUGGGUCUCGUGGGUCUCAAAUCACAAAGAAAUCGCACCUCCACCGAGACCAUAAACAAUGCAAUUAAUGGACCCCAGGCUUUGAAUGGGGGAUGCUCCUCCAGUCCGGGAAAUUCAAAUAACAGACUUAAUCAUGACCUCAAUGGCAGCUGCUCCCUCAGCUCCUCGGCUAACUCGACUCCACCCUUGCCAACCAGUGCCACACCUCCAGAUUGGAUCGAGUUAUCCACGUCCUUGUCCAAAGACUUGAAGCGGGACCUUCUUUCCAAAGGGAUCAAGAAAAAGAUUGUGUCCGCUACAAGCGAUCUCAUUAUCAAACAAGACGACUCGGUUCAACCUCUCUUGCCCAAAGAGGACCUAGCCACGCCUUCCAUAUCUUCCACCACGCCCACCACAAGCACCACGACAUCCCCUUCCCACACUCUCCUCUCCUCACAGAAUAAGGGCAGAGCACCACAACCUCCCACUCCUUCUCUCCAACAACAUUCCAAUUUCCAUCGAGUCCCAUCAAAUUCGGACGUGAUAGUCAACCAGCCAAUCAGGUCCUCUUCCAUAUCUCGAGGCUUGCAAGUGGAAAACGAGGACUUGAUUCAAUUCUCCAACACUUGUCACAACACUCGUCAACUGUCUCACCAGGGACCGCCUAUAAACCAACCCCUUUCAACCAUGAACAACAAUAACAUUGAAAAAUUGGACAAGAAACGGAUCCCAUCCACGGAUCUUUUCGAUACUGAAGACCUUGAGAAUAAUCUCGAUUACAAAGACGAGGACUUCUACGAGGAUCUUGAUGGCACAGAUUCUUUGAGUUCGGUUCGAACCACUGAAGAAAGAAUGGAAUACCUGGAAAGCCUGGAGAAGUGUCCUUGUUACGCCAAGUGUUGUAUUGACUCGAUCAUUACUUUGUUUUGUGUCACUUUACUGGGAUAGGUCAAAAGGAGACCACAAAAUGUGCUAUACAAACUACUUCUACUACUACCAUGCGGUAUAAUGCUUCAUAUUUCAAGGGAUAUCUUGAUUGUUGCGAUAGUGAUAAUUUGCACGAUGAUUAUAGGAAUAAAACCACCUGUCUCUCAUGAA